AUGACACCUGUGAGCUACGGGCUGGAGCCAGUGCGCCAGCGCGGCCCCCUUCUAAGCAGCUUCAAGGUAGCCAGACAGGCGACGGCACCUCCCACAACUUUCCUUUCCUGGUCUACAUGUGAGCAAACGUACAGUACAUGCGGCAUGAUGCGCCGUUUCAAUUUGGUUUUGCUGGCGACCGUCCAGCUGUGCGGGGCCCGUCAGCCUGGCUUCAGCGUCCACGAUGACCUCGUGGCAUAUCCGCAGUACGAGGUUGUAUUCUCAGAUGCAUUCAUAUCAGAACACGAAGCGCAGGCUCUCAUUGACCGCACGAAUUCGCAUCCCACCUACUCCGCCGACUUCUCGACAACCUCCGACGUGUCCCAGAAUGUCCGCGAAGCCGCUGACGUCGACAAUGACUCUGCGCCCGAGGUUUUUGAGCGAUACGAGGUCAUGAACAUGAGCCCUACGAAAUACCUUUGCUCAAUACCCAUCGUGGAACCGCAGACGCCCGAGAACCAAACUGCCACGGAGCUGGCGAAGCAACAAGAGGCGCGGGAGCUGGCCAAGGCAUCUGCGCACGGUUGGGAGCUGUUGAACGAUCUUGACGGUAGCUGUCUGUACUUCAUGUCCGGAUGGUGGAGCUAUAGCUUCUGCUAUAACCGUGAGGUUGUCCAAUUCCAUGCGCUCCCUACGGUUCCGAAUGGGCAGCCGCCUGUCCGCGACCCUCAUACUGCCGAGUACGUCCUCGGAAGAGCGAAUAAAUCGCCGACCCAACAUCAGCAGCAGCAACAAACGACAAAAUCCGGAGAACCUCCUGCGAAUACCGACUUGCAGAGCAAGGGUGACCAGCGGUUCCUUGUUCAGAGGCUGGAUGGUGGAACCAUCUGCGAUCUUACAGGUCGCGAGCGGACGAUCGACGUACAGUAUCACUGUGUCCCAGGAAUGAAAGGGGACCGAAUUGGCUGGAUCAAAGAAGUCACAACGUGCGCUUAUCUCAUGGUCAUCAACACACCGCGUCUCUGCGAAGACGUUGCUUUCCUCCCUCCAAAGGCUUCGAACGCUAACCCCAUCAACUGCUUACGCAUCCUGUCGUCGGACGACCCAGUGUCAAUGGCUGAUUUUCAACGUCAAAAGACAUUGGAGGCGCAAUUGGCGAUGGCAGCACACAGUAAUGACCCGAUUGCCAAGGCCGAGGAGCAGGAAGACCUGCAGAAGCAGGACCCGAAUGUGAGAGACAGGGCACAGAAGGGUGUGAACGUGGGCGGCGUCAUUGUCGGCGCGAGAAAUGUGCUGGCUGAUGCAGAUGAGGAGGGAAAGCCACCUGCUAAGCUUGCACCACCACGGAGCUACCUCCCCGGACGGGGCCAUGGCCCGUUAGUAGAAGUUAUUGCUAGUGGCAAGAGCAAAGCUGACGGUGGCGGGACGAAAGUUCUUGGCAAAGAGGAGCUAGAGAAGAGAGACUUGAGCCCUGAGCUCGUGGAAGAGAUGCGGGCUGAGCUGGAGCGGAUUGCUGGCGACAAGGGUUGGAAGCUUGAGGUUAUCGAACAGCCGGGCGAUCCCAGAGAGCUCCGUGGCAUCGUCGAUCAGUCGGCCGGGGAGAAGGGUGAAGGCGCCAGCGAGGAUGGAAAGGGGGCCAAGGAAGAUGAUCAUCAGGAGGGCAGUGAGGAACAGUUCUUCAAGGAAGAGAUCUGA
This is a messenger RNA of Colletotrichum truncatum, 1674 nucleotides long. RefSeq names its product misfolded glycoproteins degradation protein. The record is from RefSeq and is a predicted model, not a curated record. Gene Ontology annotation, biological process: endoplasmic reticulum unfolded protein response; retrograde protein transport, ER to cytosol. Gene Ontology annotation, cellular component: endoplasmic reticulum lumen. Lineage: Eukaryota; Fungi; Ascomycota; Sordariomycetes; Glomerellales; Glomerellaceae.